AUGUGGAACGAAGAUGAUUCUAUGGAAAAAAGUGGAAAAUGGCUUUUUGGAAAUUGGGGAGUACUCAACGAAUAUUCACCUUUAAUAGUGGGUUUGGCAUGCGGUUUCGGAGUCGUUUUGAUAGUUGUGACAACAAUGACAUUAUGGAAAUAUUGUUUAUUGACGGCAACUAAAAAAAUGUGCUGUAGAGGUACGUACGGUAUAGCAACAUGUCAAAUUGAAAAAAAUUCAGCACCAUUAAGAGAAAAACAAGAAAAUUCCAAUGAUUUCGAUAAUUUUAAACGUUUUGAAAUACAUGAAAGUAAAAAAAAUUAUUCAAUGUUAAGACGAUCGGCUACGGUCGAUUUUAAUUAUACGAUAAUAAAAACAUCAUCAAAUUCACGUUUGGAUUUAUCUCAAGUUGUCGAACCUUUGAUGAUGACACGAGAUUCAUUCACAUCACAAUCAAAUCUCAAUCAAUAUAAUCCCGUUAUUGAAUAUUCAAAAGAUUUUUCUAAAUCUACAACAGCACUCGAAGAUUUAUAUGCAAAGGUUAAUUAUAGUAAAAAAAUCAAAAACAGAAUGAGAAAAGAUGAUGCUGCAAUUAUUGCAAUGAGUAAAUCUCACAGCGGAAAUAAUAAUACAUUGGAUGAACAAUCAUAUCCUGCCAUUGUUGUUUACGAUGAAAGAACAGCUCUGUGA
Molecule: messenger RNA, 681 nt
Organism: Pediculus humanus corporis (human body louse)
Lineage: Eukaryota; Metazoa; Arthropoda; Insecta; Psocodea; Pediculidae
Exons: 6
Coding region: 1-681 (226 amino acids)
Source: RefSeq, a predicted model, not a curated record